Oncorhynchus mykiss (rainbow trout) is the source of this 1181-nucleotide messenger RNA. RefSeq names its product olfactory receptor 1496-like. Gene Ontology annotation, molecular function: odorant binding; olfactory receptor activity; G protein-coupled receptor activity. Gene Ontology annotation, biological process: detection of chemical stimulus involved in sensory perception of smell; G protein-coupled receptor signaling pathway. Lineage: Eukaryota; Metazoa; Chordata; Actinopteri; Salmoniformes; Salmonidae. The record is from RefSeq and is a predicted model, not a curated record. Gene Ontology annotation, cellular component: membrane.
AACGGUAGCUUAUGUAAAUUAGAUAUUUCUGCAUUAAAUUUUCUAUACAUUUGCAAAAGAAUGUAUAAAAAUGUUUUCACUUUGUCAAAAUAGGGUGGAUGGGUGAGAAUAAAAUAUACUUCAUCCAUUUUGAAUUCAGGAUGUAACAAAAUGUGUAAUAGACAAGUGGCAUAAAUACUUUUGGAAGGCAGAGUUGAAUAAAGGCAAUGUUUCUUGUCUUUUCAGAAUUCAAGACAAACAUGGACAACACAUCUGUAACAGUAUUUACCAUGACUGCGUAUGCUGUCAUGGAAAAUAACAAGUACCUGCAGUUUUCUAUAUUUAUGUUGUUGUAUAUUUUGAUCAUCUCGUUCAAUUUGCUGCUGAUUGCUGUGAUAUGCUGUCAGAGAGCUCUGCAUCAACCCAUGUAUGUGUUCAUAUGUAACUUAGCUGCUAACGGACUAUACGGCAGCACUGGAUUUCUUCCCUCGACUCUGAUUCUACUUUUGUCUGAGACAUAUGAGAUAUCGUUGCCAUGGUGUCUAAUACAAAUCUAUUGGGUACAUACAUAUGCAGCGGUUGAAUUUCAUAUUUUGGCUGUCAUGGGAUAUGACCGGUAUGUUGCCAUCUGUUAUCCACUACAUUAUCACAGCAUCAUGUCUAUUCCCAAGAUGUGUAAACUUAUUGCAUUGGCAUGGCUAUAUCCCUUUUCUCUCUUUCUGAUGUACUUCGGCUUCACUUUGAGAUUGAGGUUUUGUGGGAGGUUCAUACAUUUUAAAUUGUUUUGUGUCAAUUUUGAAUUGGUGAAAAAUGCGUGUUCUACUACAUCUUACCACAGUAUUGUAGGACUUGUGCUAAUAGCUUUCCUUAUGAUCCCACAGCUCCUCAUGAUUAUAUUCUCAUAUGCACACAUUUUCAGGGUCUGUCUGAAAUCCUCAAAAGAAUCUCAGGUCAAAGCACUGAAAACGUGCAUCCCUCAUUUACUUUCAGUAAUAAACUACUCUAUUGGAGGGUUUUUUGAAAUAGCUCAAAGUAGAUUUAACAUGAGUGGGACAUCUUUUAUGGUUCGGCUCAUCAUGUCACUAUACUAUACAUUGCUUACACCAUUGAUAAACCCUGCAAUUUACGGAAUGGCCAAUCAAGCCAUCAGAACGCAUGUCUUAAAAAAAUGCCGUGUGUCUAACAGGUUGGCCUCCUGUUAA